AUGACUGACGACGACCGCCGGCCCAGCGCCAGCAGCCCCACGGCCGCCUCGUCGCACGCGCACCCCAGCCUGACGCUGCUGGAGCUGGUGUCCAACUCGGCCUCGUCGUCGGCCCUGCCCGACAGCUUCGACUUCAACGUCUCGCGCAAGGGCAAAUACCUCGCCGUCUACUCGGCCUCGAACAUCUGGCUGAUCCAGACCGUGCAGCUGCCGCGCCUGUUCGCCCGCACCCUGCAGGUCAAGCGCAAGCCCGUGGCCAUCGACAUCACCGAGGACGGCUUCCUGCUCGCCGUGCUGUCGCGGCCCGCGCAGGUCGACCUGUACGAGAUCCACGGCGAGCAGGGCGGCCAGAUCAAGAUGCGCCGCACCGUGCAGCUGGUGCACGAGGCCAGCUCGCUCGUCCUGUCGCCCGACGCCCGCAUCCUCAUCACCGGCAACAAGUUCGGCAUCGAGGUCGUUGCCGUCUUUCCGGACGCCCCUGCCACCGCGAGACGGACCCUUUCUGGCCCGGCCGGAGACGCCCUGGAGUUCUCCGACGACGGCCGCACGCUGCUCAUCACCGGCUACGCCCGCAAAUCAGACAGCUCUGCCCUGUUCGUUCUCCCAGGGCUGUAUGACGGCCCGCUCGACGAAGAGGGCGCGCCCAUACCCCAGCCUCCAGAGUCCGUGUGGACGGGCUCUGUGCUGUUUCCCGAGACCGCAAGGAUUGCCCGCCAGGCUACACUCCUUCCAGACGCAGACACGGGCACCUUCAACGAGCUUUUUGCUUUCAACGCAGAGGAGGACUCGUGGGGGAUUUACGAUAUCGCAUGUCAGCGCUUCACCCAGAGGAAGAUGUUCCUGCCGGAUCAUCAACGGUGGACACGCUCGGAAUUUGUCGACGAUGCUAUGCCGGCCGUCUCGCCCAACGCCGACCUGGCAGCGGUUGCUCUACGCAUGCGCGGAACCACAACCCUCUGGAUAUACGAAGUGCCGGGAUGGGAAUACAAGCCAAGCGAGAAAGCCAAGGGUGUAGCGCCUAUACAGCCGUGUUUCUGCAUCUCAAUCCCAAAGCUCGGAGUCAAUGCAUACCAAGAGAUUUGCGUACUGCGGUGGGUCAAGAUUAGCGCCAACAUCCAGCGCCUGAUUGCAGUGGGGAACUCAAGCAUAGCACAGACCGAGAACGAUGUACCGGACGUGCCAAUGGGCUCAAAGGGCGUCAUCAUUGUUCUUGAUUUCGACAAGACUAAGCCUGCUGAAAGUGCUGUGCCGGUAACCUCAAGAACCGAGUUCGACCUAGAUCCGCUCUGUCCUGGCGAGAUGCUGCCUGAAGGCUCGCUGGACUUCAACCAAGAGGUGGAGCUUAUGAGGACGAGGACUCUGGCCCAGCGUAGAGCACAGGAUCAAGCCAACGGCCCACGCCGAAGUUCGAGGAGUGGUGCCUCAUCUGUUCAGCGCUCCCGCACUACGGCUAGAUCACCGCCGAUGGCGGACGAAGAAGAGUUGACGGCCGAAGAAGCCCAAGCAGCCUUUGAGAUGCCGUAUGACAAUCAGCAACCCAGGUCACAGAUGUCUCUAGCAAGAGCGGCCACUGUAGCAGCUGUCUCGCCCGCCAAUCGGCGCCAUUUACGUGCACUCCCCUUCCGCCCGCUCGAGUACCGUCGUGCUGAUGGCUCUGGUCAGCGAGAGAUACCUCACGAGAGCGAUGCAGAUAACUGGGUCCCACCUCCGCCAGCUUACACUGCUAAAGCUGAAGAAGGCGAAAGCGUCAGUCUGAGCCAUCCAAACAUACCACCAACAGGACGUCGAUCCAGUCGCGGCGCAGGCUCAAGGUCGGGCGUUCCUCCAGUGCCCGCGCUUCCUGCAAUGUCUGCUACGGUGAAUCCUGCGCAGCUCUCGCCGACGGGGCCAUAUCAAAACAUAGGCCAGUCGUUCUCAGCCACGGACCUGUCGCUCCGACGGCCGUCACUCAGACACCCAACGACAUUCCCCAGCCCCCACUCCUCCGACUCUUUCCGUCGUCGAGGAUCUGCCGCACACUCCCCUCCACAACAACUAGUCCACCCUUCACUCCCGAUUUCUCCUAUACCCACAAACCCACCUACCCGCCGCCCCUCGCUCUUCGCCCGCCGCGUAGUCGAGAGCACAAUCGACAUCCGCCCACCACCCAUCACAGACCCAGAUCUACUCCGCCGCGGCUCCGCACCGCUCGUUCCCCAGGCCGUCGCACCGCACACAACCCCCGCGCCGCGCCACCCCGUCCCCUUAGCAGACCGCCCGCUCCCCCCCAACCCGCCGCUGAACCCAACAAGCACCCCCGUCCCGCGCGCACCCACCUCCCCCCAAGCCCACACCGACCACGCCAGGAGAAAUCUCCCCCGCCUCGUGCCGCCUGUGCAACACACUCAUGUCCCGCAACAAGGCUACGGGGUGCCGAUGAGUGCGCCGCCGCGCACGCAGGGCGAUGCGUAUGCGUACCAGGACCGGGGGAGUGCGGUGCUACGGGGCCCGUUUAGCGCGGCGCCGGAUCUGAGCGGGCGGGAAGCAGUGCAGGAAACGGAGAGUAGAAGCGAGAAGAAAGCGAAAGGGAAGAGGAGGAUGGGGUGUCUGGUCAUGUGA
Boeremia exigua is the source of this 2598-nucleotide messenger RNA. RefSeq lists its product as uncharacterized. Lineage: Eukaryota; Fungi; Ascomycota; Dothideomycetes; Pleosporales; Didymellaceae. The transcript has a single exon. The record is from RefSeq and is a predicted model, not a curated record. Gene Ontology annotation, molecular function: protein binding. The coding region runs from base 1 to 2598 and encodes 865 amino acids.